AGAACUGGCUGCUCUUCAAAUAACCGGCAUCCAUCAGUUUGUGUGUGUAGACGUGUCAUCCAUAGAAGUGCAUUCAUAAUUCAUGGAUGAUCUUAUAGAUCCGCCCCAGACUUACAGCUUCAUUACUGUCCAACUGUGUGCAUGGUAAUCAGAACCAGGAGGACGAGGAGAGCUAUAGGACGAGACGGAUCAGAUUUCCCUGAUGUAUAAUCACGGCCACACUUAGCUACACAUCAACUUAUAGCAAUGUUUGUCUUUAGUUUAGAGUUUUUGCAAUGCUAUGAUAAAAGAGAUAAUUGGGACAUGUGGAGAUUACAUUCCAUUUAGUUGCAUCUUAGAUACUAACAUGUGUUUUCAGGCUGAACAGGGUGCAUCUCUGCAGUCAGCCGCAUUGUUGUGUGUGGCCACUGAAACCCAAUCAGUCAUCAAAGCUUUAUACAUCCCUCUUUAUCUACGCGACACUCGCCGGCCCUCUCAGGUUGCCGAGCGACCGGGCUCCAAAAAAACAAACAAACAAAAAAAAAAACCCCUCACGGUGCACCUGAAUCUGAUUGGUGUUUGACUGAUAUGCCGGAGCAGCCAAUGAGAGAAGAGGAAAUGUGAGGAAGCGGCCAGCACAGCUUCCCAGCUCUACCUGUUCAGACGCUCCGAGGGGACGAAAGCAGCUGUCAACCCCCCAAAGUCAGACGUACUCUGACCAGGAGGAACACUAUGAAACAGUGCGGCCCUCGGUGCUGAACGACUCUCCCCCGCCCACAUUGAGCUGCCGAGCUGACUGAGAAGUUCCCGCAUGGAAAACAGGUCAGCGUUGGCCCAACUGAGUCGAGCCUGAAGCUGGAAGCGGAGCCUUGGCGGAGGGUUGGACCACAGAGGCGUACAGAGGUCUUUUCCUCCCUGAGUGUCGAGCAUCGGUCUGUGCGAAGAUGAACCCGAUGUGGAAGGUGUACAAGAGCAAGGUGAUGAAGACGAUCAACCCCGAGUAUGAGGAGGACGCUGCCGAAGAGGUCACAGAGGUGGAGAAUGAUAUGAUGAGUCCAGUGCAGGAGGACGAGGGACCCAACGCUGUAUCCCAGCUGGCCAGAAAAAUGCAGGGGGCCGGGACUAAAAGCUGGAACAGGCUAUCGUCUCUCUUCAACAAAGACGAUGAGCACCAGCUUCUGGAGGAGACCGAGAGUCCGCCGGUCGCUGACCAUCCCCUUGCAGUGAAGCCAGAGGAGCCUCCCCGACCCACCCGACGCUCGGCAUUCUGGGACACGUUUGCGACCAACUGGGCUGCCAAGAAGCAGGCGGAGGCCGCCGCCGCUGCUGCAACAAACGAGGCGGCAGCAGGCCAGGGUGAGGAGGGAGUGACAGAGGCCGGAGGGGAGGAGAGCCAGGACGGGCAGGUCACCCAGGCAGAGGAGAGCAAAGGAGAAGGAGGAGGAGGAGGAGGAGGAGGAGGAAGGAGCGGCAACAACAGCUUCUCCAAAUACGUCUCGCUGGGUGGAGGGAGCGAGGAGGCGUCCUUCAAGUGGAACUUUGUCACCAGCAAGCUGGCAGAGCUGAAGACAAAGAGCAACUAGCUGUUCACGAUGAAGGAUCAGGAGAAGAUAAACAAUAUGAUGGAAGGCUUAGGAAGUUUAGGAGGAGGGCUUAUUCUACACAGGAUGUCCUGAAAUUAAACCAUACAGCCCCCGUUUUAAAAUCACACUCUGACCUACUGAACUCGACGACUCUUUAAAACCACAUCACAAUGAACGAAAAAAGUUACGAUGAACAGGGAUUUAUUUUAACCUUCAUGUUCCCAACGACACUAAUUCAGACCCAAACAUUCUCAGGACGCACAGAGAGAACCGUGUUUAAGAGCAAGGAGGGAUUAUAAAGUGAAUGAUGGUGUAUUUUAAACCUAAAAAUAAAACCCAGAGCGCACAUUUACACACACAAAGUACAUAAACACAUGCUCACACUGGAGUUUACUUCAGGGGACUUCUAAAAAGGCUUUCACUGAAAGAGAUUUAUUAUAAAUAAUUUAAUUCUUCAUCGCUGGAGAUGAGGUGGCUGUACGAUACAUAACUUUCUCUAAACUAAUGUCUUUUUAUCAGCCUGAGACGCAACAUAGCAUACAGUCCGCUGGUGAUAUCUUCCUCCCCAAAGUGCUUUUUAAAACCACAAAAAGAGGCCUUCACACCUGUCAGCAAACCUCCAUCUAAUCUGUAGUUUAGCAAAAACCGGAUUAAGAGAUUAAAGUCUGCGAUAGCUGGAUUAGCCGAGGAUUAUCUCACUUAACCUGCUCAGAGGGCAGCGGAUUUCCUGUUAGCAGAUCUGGCCCGUGCGACACGACCAUUCCGUAACAUGAGAGUUUAUAUAUAUAUAUAUAAAACACUUUUUCUCUCCUCAGACACCCGAGGGAGAGGAAAUGUGUAAAAUAUGAAUGUGUGUGUGUGUGUGUGUGUGUGUGUGUGUGUGGUGAGACGACGUCAGGUGCACCGACGACCCAACGACUUUACUGACUUGAAUCUUUUUUCCGAUUGCGAGCGGCUGACACGUGCUGCAGAGUGUGAGUUUGGAAACAUUCCUUAUUUUUGUGACACGAAAGAGGCUUUUCAAAUAUUAUUUUAUGUUUUUUUUUUUUUUUUUUGGUUUUUGGUCUUGUUUGUAUGUUUUAAAUCUGUUGUUUUGUUUCUCCUGGUAUGCAAUAAUAAAGACUGCUGCACUGA
Acanthopagrus latus (yellowfin seabream) is the source of this 2696-nucleotide messenger RNA. RefSeq lists its product as uncharacterized. Lineage: Eukaryota; Metazoa; Chordata; Actinopteri; Spariformes; Sparidae. The coding region runs from base 924 to 1562 and encodes 212 amino acids. Gene Ontology annotation, biological process: spermatogenesis. The transcript is spliced from 5 exons. The record is from RefSeq and is a predicted model, not a curated record.